UGCUUUGUGGAGAAACUAACUCAAACAUGUCACUGAAGCAUGCCCAGCCCAAGUUCUCCAAGAUUCAGGUGUCUGAGAUGGUGAAGAAGCUGUUCAACUUGACCCCACGAGAAAUCCAAUCUCUGCCCAGCUACGAUGACCAGAACUUCUACGUGGCACCCAUUGAGGGUGACGAGUACGUCCUAAAGAUCAUGAACUCGGAGGACAGUAAGAACACCAGCCUGGUCGAGGUGCAGACGUACGCCAUGUCUUUUGUCCACCAGAAUGGACUCCCGUCUCAAACAGCCGUUCCCACCAAGUCAGGACAGCUCAUGAGUCUGGAAGAAAUGGACUGUGGAUACGGCUGUAAGAAGUACCUUGUGCGGCUGUUGACUUAUGCACCAGGGGUGACCAUCUCUAAGGUUCCUUUAACUCCUGAGUUAUUAUAUGAAGUUGGCAAGAUGGCCGCUAGAAUGGACGAAAUCUUUCAAAAGAUGGAACACCCAAAUCUCAGCAUUCUACAGAGGGAUAAAUUCUUAUGGAGUCUGUCCAAUGUUGUCUUUCUGGAGUCAUACCUCAGUGUAUUAGAUGGCGAUCCUCUACAGAAGAUUGUGAAGUCUGUCAUUCAUCAUUACAAGACCUCCGUGGAAACCAAACGGUCCAACUUUCGCAAAUGCAUUAACCAUGGCGACUUCAACGACCUCAAUAUACUUGUGCAACCAGAUGAUAGUAGUGGUGGCCACAAGAUUUCUGGCAUCCUUGAUUUUUCAGACAUGAACUCUGGCUACUACAUCCAUGAACUCGCCAUCACCAUAAUGUACAUGAUGAUUGAGCAUCCUGAGCCUGUUGAGGUGGGUCGACCGGUUCUUGCUGGCUUUGAAAGCGUCAUUCCCCUCAAUGAGGAUGAGAAAGAUUGUCUGUUUUUGCUGGUGCUGUCCCGCUUCUGUCAGUCUUUGGUUUUAGCUUGUUAUUCUGUGACGUUGCACCCAGAAAAUGUGGAGUAUCUGAUGAUUACAUCCAGGAAUGGCAAACAUAUUCUCCAACAACUCUGGGAGCUUGGAAAGGAGCAGGUGGAGAAGGUUUGGUUUGUGUCUUCUAACUGACGUCCAGCUACUACAACACCAAAAUUAGCACAAGAUCUGUAAAAUUGACUGUUAUAGACAUUUAUUUGUCUUUGCUAAGGUUGAUUAGCUGUGGCAGCCAUCUUGAAUUAGGUUUACUUGGAUUGAUCAUGACAUAAAUGUCCAUCCAAUGGUUAUUUUCUAUUCAGUGUUUCACAACAUUUUUUUUGCUAUUAAAGAUUUAAAAGUUAAUGAUAGUGUUUUAAGGAAAGAUCUUGUACAAAUUAUUGCACUCAGAAUAUGUUUUGGGGAUGACUUCUA
Messenger RNA from Nematolebias whitei (Rio pearlfish), 1361 nucleotides. It is a transcript of the gene hykk.2, whose product is annotated as hydroxylysine kinase, tandem duplicate 2. The record is from RefSeq and is a predicted model, not a curated record. Bases 27 to 1082 code for a protein of 351 amino acids. Gene Ontology annotation, molecular function: amino acid kinase activity. NCBI's taxonomy places the organism in Eukaryota, Metazoa, Chordata, Actinopteri, Cyprinodontiformes, Rivulidae. The transcript is spliced from 5 exons.